AUGGCUCCCCCAACAGCGACCGAGACCGUCACCAACACUGUCACCAUGCAGGCACCACAGUCCUCCCAGGCAGCGGGUGCCGAAAGGACAAACAUCAAGAUGCAACUACCCAGUGUGCCCGUUUUCGAAGAUAAAGUAGAAGAACGAGAAUACCUCAAAGGCCGCCUCGCAGCGGCUUUCAGAAUCUUCGGCGAUAAGGGUUACGAUGAGGGUGUUGCUGGACACAUUACCGUGCGCGAUCCAGUGGAUCCCUCGACAUUCUGGGUGAAUCCAUUCGGCACCGCGUUCAAAUUAAUGAAAGCAUCGGACUUGAUCCAGGUCGAUCAUGCCGGAAAGGUCAUUGCAGGUGGUCCGAACAGGAUGCUCAACGCCGCGGCCUUCAUGAUCCACUCCGCUAUUCAUUCGGCACGACCGGAUGUCAACUGCGCAGCACACAGCCACAGUCUGUACGGACGCGCAUUCUGCUCGCUGGGCCGACCGCUCGAUAUCAUCUCUCAGGACUCUUGUGCUUUCCACAAUGACCUUGCACUCUAUGAUUCAUUCAAGGGUGUCGUGCUGGCUGAGGAAGAAGGACAUAAUAUCGCCAAGGCGCUGGGGAAUAAGAAAGCGGCGCUUCUGCAGAAUCAUGGAUUAUUGACUGUCGGAGGAACGAUUGAGGAGACGGUAUUCUGGUUCGUGAGUCUGGAGAAGUGCUGCCAUGCGCAACUCAUGGCGGAUGCCGCUGCUGCUGGGCGUGGUGGAGAGACCGUCAAGAUUGACGAGGUGGAUGCCGCCUUCACGUACAAGACGGUCGGCACUCCGAAGGCCGGUUGGUUUAGCGCGAAGCCUUUGUUUGAUGUUAUUCACGCGGAAACUAAGGGUGAAUACUUGGAAUGA
Messenger RNA from Penicillium brevicompactum, 876 nucleotides. Its product is annotated as class II aldolase/adducin family protein. The record is from RefSeq and is a predicted model, not a curated record. The transcript has 3 exons. Gene Ontology annotation, molecular function: actin filament binding. Gene Ontology annotation, cellular component: cytoskeleton. Lineage: Eukaryota; Fungi; Ascomycota; Eurotiomycetes; Eurotiales; Aspergillaceae. Bases 1 to 876 code for a protein of 291 amino acids.